AUGGCGGCUCCCUCAGCUUUUUCAUAUGCCCAAGCGGCCAAGGGACAAAACCCACUCCCUUCAGCCACGACUUCUGCAAACCAAACCGCCCAGCCGCAAGCCUCUGAGCCGGCCUCCUCCACGACCAAAUCCUCGACGACCAUCGAGGACGCCUUCAGACCCGAGUCGACCCGCACAGGGGAGUCCGCCGCUCCAGCAGCUGAGCGGCAGGAGAUCGAUUCCAACCUCGGUUCCGAGAGCGAUUUGCGAUCCGACGCGACCGCCGAGAAGCGGUCCGAGACCAAGCGGGAUGACGACGCCGGCCGGUUAGAUCGACCCUGGCGGAGGGCCGACAAGAGCACGCGGUCAUCGAGCACGGCGACGCGGUCCGUGGAUGAACAAGAUUCGCGGAAGUCCCGAAAGAACAAGAAAACCAAGGCAUCGGACAAGCAGCCCGGUGACCAAGCGGCCGAGACCGAGAAGGAGCAGGAACCAGUGCCCGAAACUCCCAAGAUUGAGCUGUCCGAGGCGCCAAUCCCUUCUGUCAACAUUUGGCAUCAGCGAAAGGAGGCACACUUGGCCAAGGCCAAGCCGACCACCGCUGCAGCCGAGGUCAUCACCAACGGCGAGUCUGCCCCCGUCGUCGGGGAGGAUACCAAGAAGGCCGUCAAGCCCAGCGCAGAGACCUCUCCCGCACGCGACGCCGCUCCUGUCGCUACGACGAAUGGCACGAAGCCGCCCCGAAAGGCCACCGAUGCCUCCACCCGCCCUGAGCGGAACGGCAGCCGAGGCUCCAGGGUCGCCGAGAAGGACGCCAAGGAGAGCAAGACUGAGCUCCCACCUCCCGUCGACGACUCUUCUUCCUGGCCCACGCCAGAGACCGCCGUAAAGGAGGAGAAGAAGAAGCCGGUGACGGCUAGCGUCGACCGCCAAGAAAAGGAGGUCAAGGAUGCUCAGGAAGACGCCUCCCAGGCCAAGCCGCGCCAGAAGGAGAAGUGGGUGGCGUACGAAUACGUGCCUUCUGUCAACUUCGAGACACAGAUUCCCCAGAUGCGCAACUCGAAGCCCCGAGGCGGCGCCCGAGGCACCAACUCGACCCGUUCCCCCGCUGGCGCCAACGUCGCCGAUAAAACGGCCACCGCAGCAUCAACCACGAAGAGUGGCGAGUCGAGAGAUCGAGCCCGCGAGUCUGGUGGUGCCUCUACCAGAGCUGCGUCUGUGCCACCCGCCGCAAAGCGCAUGUCCAUGGACUCGAGCAACGCCAAGGACCAGAAAAAGGCGCCAGGUCACUCUCCCGGAGAGAAGACCAAGGACGUUGCCUCUGCCCAUCAAUCCGAACAGGGUGGUGCCCGGGACCGUCAUGAGGGCCGCAACGAGCGUGGACGAGGUGCAUUCCGCGGCAGAGGCGGUCACCACUCCAUCAACUCAACGCACUCGCAACACCAGCACAACAGCUCUGCCUUCGCGUCCGGAUCGAUGACUUCGCGGCCUCAGGGCCCGUACAGCCCGCCGCCGAGACAAGGUGGCCACAACCAGAUGUUCAUGCCGCCUCCUCAGCGAGGCGGUCGGGGUCGCAACGGUGCCGGUGCCAACUUCCACCACCGCAUGUCCCUGCCUAACGGCGCCACACGGCCGCCGGCUGUCCAGACUCAGUUCGGACCGUACGACUUCCCCAUGGCUCCGAUGUCUGCCAUCCCCUUCCAGCCGCCAUACUGGGACAACGUGGUCAUCCAGAUGCUCAAGGGCCAGAUCGAAUACUACUUCUCAAUUGAGAACCUUUGCAAGGACAUGUACCUCCGAAAGCGCAUGGACAGUCAGGGUUUUGUGCACCUGCACUUUGUCACGGCGUUCAAGCGCAUAAGGGAGCUUACGUCGGACAUGGGCAUGAUUCGCGCCGUCUGUGAGGCGUCGGUCGAGCUGGAUUACGUCGUUGGCGAGGACGACGUUGAACGUCUGCGCAGACGUUCCAACUGGCAGACGUUCGUUCUGCCGCUCGAGGAGCGCGACGACUUGGCCCGGAAUAACGGACCCUCGCACAUCACAUUCAAGAACCGGCCCUACAACUUUGGGGCGUUCAACGGCAUGGCGCCCGCGCCGUACGGAGUCUCGCCGCCGCUUGGGUACAACCCCCAGAGCGAGGUCCAGUUCCAGCAGCUCCCCGAUAGGCAUGGGGUCAAUGGCAUGGUCAACGGCAGCGCAGGUGGCCACGGCGCGCCCACACAGCUGUCCGCGGAGGUACCUGAUUUUUCCCCGUCGGGCCUGGCUUCCGUUGGUGGGCCCGUCAUGGCCGACAAGGCUACCAUCGAUGCUGGUAGUGACACAAAAGUCAACGCUGAGACGUCGACAAAGGCUCUACCGAACGGUGUUCACGCUGAAGAGACCUCGGAAGGUGCUCAGUCGUAA
Molecule: messenger RNA, 2382 nt
Organism: Purpureocillium lilacinum
Lineage: Eukaryota; Fungi; Ascomycota; Sordariomycetes; Hypocreales; Ophiocordycipitaceae
Biological process (GO): positive regulation of translation
Cellular component (GO): cytosol; cytoplasmic stress granule
Molecular function (GO): RNA binding
Source: RefSeq, a predicted model, not a curated record